AAGGAACCAACCCUGCCAACUUCUUGAUUUUGGACUCCUAGCUUCCAGAACUGUGUGACAUGGGACAUGCACUACACCUAAUCCACUUACCUGCUACAAGCAACGUGGCAGAGAAUUCUCCACCUGAGACUUCAGUGCACAAGUUUUCUGUGAAAUUAUCAGCAUCACUGUCACCUGUGAUCCCAGGGUUCCCCCUAAUCAACUCAAGUCCCCUCACUGAGGCCUUCAGGGUGAACUGGCUGUCAGACACUGACUUUGAGGUUGUCACCACCGGGAAGGAACAACUAGAUUUUGAAACAGGACCACGCAUAUUUGAUUUGCAGAUUUGUGUGAAGGAUGACGUGGGUGUCACUGACCUGCAGGUCCUGACGGUCCAGGUAACGGAUGUGAAUGAGCCGCCUGAGUUUCAAGGCAACUUGGCAAAAGGUCUAGAUCUCUACAUAGUGGAAGGAGCCAAGCCUGGAUUCGUUUACCAGGUGGAGGCCUUCGAUCCAGAAGACACAAGUCAAAACACACCCCUCGGUUAUUUCCUGAUUUCCCCUUCACAGAGUUUCAGAAUGUCUGCUAAUGGGACCCUCUUCUCCACAACAGAAUUUGACUUUGAAGCAGGACACAGCAGUUACCAUCUCAUCGUGGAAGUGAGAGAUAGCCAAGGGCUCAGAGCCUCCAUGGAGCUGCAGGUGAACAUCGUGAACAUCAAUGACGAGAUCCCUCACUUUACCAGCCCAACGCACGUGUACACGAUUCCCGAGGAGCUGGGUCCAGGAGCAAUUGUGGCCAAUAUCACAGCUGAGGACCCUGAUGAUAAAGGUUUCACCAGCUUCCUCUUCUACAGCAUCACUACUGUCAACAGCUAUUUCAUGAUCAAUCAGUUUACUGGGACCAUCCAAGUUGUGCGCAGGAUAGACCGAGAUGCAGGGGAAUUAAGACAAAAUCCUGCCAUAUCUCUGGAGGUUCUGGUGAAGGAUAGACCCUUCGGGGGUCAGGAGAAUCGCAAGCAGAUAACCUUCAUUGUGGAAGACAUUAAUGACAACCCCUCGACAUGCACCAAGUUCACCUUCAGCAUUAUGGUGCCUGAGAGAGCAGCCAAGGGGACGUUGCUUCUGGACCUGAACAAGUUCUGCUUUGAUGAUGACAGUGAAGCACCAAACAACCAAUUCAACUUCAGCACGCCAUCUGGAGUGGGCAGCAGCAGCAGAUUUUUACAGGAUCCAGCUGGCUCUGGGAAAAUCGUGUUGAUUGGUGAUCUAGAUUAUGAAAAUCCAAGUAACCUAGCAGCCGGCAAUAAACACACUGUGAUCAUCCAGGUGCAGGAUGUUGCCCCCCCUUACUAUAAAAAUAAUAUCUACAUUUAUAUCCUAACAAGCCCAGAAAAUGAGUUUCCUCUUGUCUUUGAUAGCCCAUCCUACGUAUUUGCCGUGUCGGAAUUAAGCCCACCUAGAACCCGGGUUGGACGGAUGCAAGCGACAGAUAAAGACUUCCCCCAGAGAAGCAUUGUGUACUCCAUCUCCACCGGAGGGGCCAGCCAGCACUACCCAAACAUAUUUUGGAUUAAUCCCCAAACGGGAGAACUCCAGCUGGUGACUAAAGCGGACUACGAGACAACGCCCAUCUAUAUUCUCAGAAUCCAGGCCACCAACAGCGAGGACAGCAGCUCAGUCACUGUUACUGUGAACAUCAUUGAAGAAAAUGAUGAAAAACCAAUCUGUACCCCAAACUCGUACUUCCUGGCCAUCCCAGUGGAUCUGAAAGUUGGCACAAAUAUUUACAAUUUCAAGCUCACGUGUACUGACCUUGAUUCCAGCCCCAGGUCUUUUCGUUACUCCAUUGGCCCAGGCAACAUCAACGGUCAUUUCACCUUCUCUCCCAACGCCGGGUCCAAUGUUACAAGCCUGAUCCUGGCGACUCGCUUUGACUAUGCUAGUGGGCUUGAUAAGAUCUGGAACUACAAACUGCUUGUCUACAUAACUGAUGACAACUUGCUGUCCGUCAGGAAGAGAGCUGGAGCUCUUGUUGAAACAGGCACAGUGACGCUGAGUAUUAGAGUCAUUCCUCACCCAACCACGAUUGUCACCACAACCCCCAGGCCCAGGAUCACCUACUGGAUCCUGAGGAAGAACGUGUAUUCUCCAUCGGCCUGGUAUGUGCCUUUUGUCAUCACUUUGGGCUCCAUGUUGCUUCUGGGUCUCCUGGUGUCCCUGAUCGUCCUGUUGGCCAAAGCCAUCCACAGACACUGUCCCUGCAAGACUGGGAAGCACAAGAAACCUCUGGUGAAGAAAGCAGAAAUGAAGAACACAAAGAGAGAGGCGGCGGAAACAAUCCAGAUGAACACUGUCUUUGAUGGAGAAGCCGCAGACCCAGUUACUGGGGCAAUAUAUGAAUUCAACACAAAAACUGGAGCCAGAAAGUGGAAAGAUCCCUUAACCCAAAUGCCAAAAUGGAAGGAGUCCAGCCCUCAGGGAGCUGCUCCAAGAAGACCUGUCACUGGGGAAGGGACCGGGCCACCAAGGAGCACCCACAAGGAAGGAGAUGGGCUGAGCGACAAAGCACAGGCCAAGAAUACAGGCCCGUGGUCCAGGAACCAGGACGGCAAGCCAAGCACCCCAAAGAACAGAAACUCAGCCCUUACGCGUGGGGGGUCCCCCAAACCGCACCCAGAAAAGUGAACGGUGUCUGGCUGCCUGGCCCACAGCACAGCACAGGGAGGGAGCUUGACUGUCUGGGACGCU
Messenger RNA from Balaenoptera ricei (Rice's whale), 2729 nucleotides. RefSeq names its product cadherin related family member 3 (gene CDHR3). Gene Ontology annotation, cellular component: membrane. The record is from RefSeq and is a predicted model, not a curated record. The coding region runs from base 60 to 2666 and encodes 868 amino acids. The transcript has 19 exons. NCBI's taxonomy places the organism in Eukaryota, Metazoa, Chordata, Mammalia, Artiodactyla, Balaenopteridae. Gene Ontology annotation, molecular function: calcium ion binding. Gene Ontology annotation, biological process: homophilic cell-cell adhesion.